Messenger RNA from Vidua chalybeata, 3058 nucleotides. It is a transcript of the gene BTD, whose product is annotated as biotinidase. Gene Ontology annotation, molecular function: hydrolase activity, acting on carbon-nitrogen (but not peptide) bonds, in linear amides. The record is from RefSeq and is a predicted model, not a curated record. Lineage: Eukaryota; Metazoa; Chordata; Aves; Passeriformes; Viduidae. The coding region runs from base 360 to 1925 and encodes 521 amino acids. The transcript has 4 exons.
UCACUUUCCUGAUUCUCAGUACAUCAGCUUCCUCUACUCUAAAAAUGCCUCAUGGCACCUUGUGUUCUCACACUUUCACAGAAAAUUAACGGCAAAAAGCCCCCAAGAAAUGGCUGGGAAAGUACCGUGCCCACAGAAACACAGACAUGAAGAAGACAACACCUGUCUGGAUUACAACUGAACUACUUUUCUGUUUCACAGGCCAAAUGCAAAGUCUUCUCUCAAGACCCGUGCCAGGCCUGCAGCAUCUCGAGUUUACAGACAGCGCAGAGUUUUCGUCGCUGUAAAGGAGGCGCAGGAGGCACAUCCAGCUGUCACGGGCAGAGCCGCAGAGGACCCUCGGCAUCGCCUGGUGAUUUAUGGCAUUCACCAUGGUGGCUCUGUGCUGGAAGCUGCCCAUCUGCUUUCUCUUCUAUCAAGUGGUCUCGGGAAGAGUGAGGAGGGAGGGGCACUACGUGGCGGCCGUGUACGAGCACGAGUCCAUCCUGAGCCCGACCCCGGCGGCGCUGGUGGAGCGACGCUCCGCGCUGGAGCUCAUGGGCAGGAACCUCGACAUCUAUGAGCAGCAAGUGCUGGCUGCUGCCAGGCAGGGGGCACAGAUUAUUGUUUUUCCUGAAGAUGGAAUCCAUGGCUUCAACUUCACCAGAAGCUCCAUUUACCCUUACUUGGAUUUUGUUCCGCAUUCACACUCUGGGAAGUGGAAUCCCUGCAGAGAGCCCUAUUUGUACAAUGACACAGAGGUCAUUCAGCGCCUGAGCUGCAUGGCUCUGAAGAACAAGAUAUUCCUUGUGGCCAACUUAGGGACCAAGCAGCCGUGUGAGCACUCGGAUCCUCGGUGCCCGUCGGACGGGAGGUACCAGUUCAACACCAACGUGGCGUUUGCCGCGGACGGCGCGCUGCUGGCCACGUAUCGCAAACACAAUCUGUACUUUGAGUAUGCUUUUGACACGCCUCCAGAGCCAGACUAUGCAUUCUUUGACACCCCUUUUGCUGGCAAGUUUGGCAUGUUCACUUGCUUUGAUAUACUCUUUUUUGAGCCUGCAGUGAACCUCAUCAGACAAUACAGUUUGAAGCAAAUUGUUUAUCCAACUGCCUGGAUGAACCAGCUCCCACUUCUGUCUGCUGUAGAGUUUCAACAAGCUUUUGCAACAGCUUUCAAUAUCAAUAUUUUAGCAGCCAACAUCCACCACCCUACCUUGGGCAUGACAGGGAGUGGCAUAUACACUCCAGUCAAAUCAUUCAUCUACCACAACAUGGAAAGUUAUGGUGGCAAGCUCAUAGUAGCAGAAAUUCCUGUGAUUACUGCAGAUUAUAAAACCAAUUUAGAGAGUAAUGAAAGAUUUAGAGAGAACUUACAUGACUCAUGCAGGACUUCUACAAGCACCUCACUGGAUGACGAAGUUUGCUAUAAGGAGCAAGAAGAGACUCCUAGCGGAGAAUCUGAAAAAGGAAAGGAACAGUCACCUCCUUCCUUUUAUGCAGAAAUGAUGUAUGACAAUUUCACUUUUGUUCCGUUAUGGGGGGAAAAGGGAGAGCUCCAGGUUUGUGCCAAUACCCUUUGUUGUUACUUGAACUAUCAGAGAGCUGUUCUAACUGAGGAAUUAUAUGCUUUGGGAGUUUUUGAUGGGCUCCAUACAGUGCAUGGCACAUACUAUGUCCAGGCCUGUGCCUUGGUGAAAUGUGGUGGUCUCAGCUUUAGCACUUGUGGACAGGAGGUCACAGAUGCCACUGCUCUGAUAGAUUUCCAGCUAUGGGGAAAUAUGAGUACCCCUUACAUCUUUCCCUUGUUGCUGACAUCUGGUGUUACCUUGGACUUUGCUGAUCACAUGGGCUGGAAAAACAACUACUAUUUCCUCAGCAAAAAUAGAACAUCUGCUGGCCUCCUGACAGCUGCUCUCUAUGGACGAUGGUAUGAAAAGGACUAGCACAGAUACUUCACUGAGUCAGAAAACAACUGCCCAUAUGUUCAGAGUCUGUAUCUUAACAGAAAUUGUUAAAUAUCCAUAUUUGCUAGAGGUUCAGGUGUGUUUGUCCCAUCACUGCCUGAUUAGGUCCCACAUUUGAAAUAAUGGCUGUAAGUACAGUUUGUAUCCUGGCAGUUUAUGUCCUACCAGGAGUGAAAUAACUGCCUUGCAAAGGUAAAGUUUUGCUGUGAUCUGGUGAGAUGAUUUAUACCAGAAAAUAACACUUCUCAUUUCAACUGAAUUUGUUCUUUUUAAUUUAACCCUUUGGUUUUUGGGGGUCCCGGCUGGGAGUAUGGAAAUUAAUAGAAUGGAAAACUAUUGCAAGGAAAAAAAAAAACACAAAACCCAAAGGAAGACACAAAUAUUGUGCAUAACACAGACAAGAACAUGAAGGUGUACACACAUAUAACUUUUAUGUGCUGAGGUUCUGAUUUCUGGUUAGGGUGCCAUGAUUUUUUUUUUAGAGUCAAAAAUGCCCAGUUGAAAUCAUUACCAUGGGUUGGCCACUCGGGUAUCUGUAAUCCUCUUAUACUUUAACUGAAUGGUACAGUUACAAACAUCUACAGAAUAGCUAAUCUGGGGAAUAGGGUAUCAAUGACUGUGAAAACCUAGACUGCAGCAAGACACAAUUCACAAGAAAUUAUGUUCAAAGAAAACAUCAGCAUUGAAUAUCAGUGGCCAUGUUAUGUACUGUUUGAGUACUUUAACUUUCCCUGUUUAAAAGAGCAAUCAUUUUUAAGACUGUUUUAAGACAUCUUACAUGCUGUUCAUGAAUUUAUUCAAGAGGAGUUAUGAAAAGCACAUAAUAAGCUGUGGGACAGCAAGGAUUUUGCAGCAAUGCUUCAUGUGCCAGAUGGCAGAGUAAAACACACCCUUUUUUUCCAGAGCAAUAACUAGAUUAAGUGCUAUAGCAGUUCUACUGCAGUGAAGAAGCUGGAAAGAGAAUAUUCAAAGGUUAUUAAUUUGGGGUUAAAUUCAGACAAGUUAAUUUAUUCUCAAGCAUUAUAAUUUUAUGGGGUCUUACUGGCUAUUAUGACUUCAUCUGGGUAAUGGCUGUUGAGUAAUGGAAUAAACACAACUGUUCCUUUGGUGAA